ACACAUCUCUCUCAUCCUUCCCCUGGUGACACGUCCCAGCUCUGCCUUUUGAAAGCAAAGAUGAGCAGCACUCAAGCUGAGAAGUCCAUAGUGGGCAUGAUCAACAUGUUUCACAAAUACACCGGAAAUGACGACAAGAUUGACAAGCCCAGCCUGCUGACGAUGAUGAAGGAGAACUUCCCCAACUUCCUCAGUGCCUGUGACAAAAAGGGCACAAAUUACCUGGCCAAUGCCUUUGAGAAAAAGGACAAGAAUGGGGAUAAGAAGAUUGAUUUUUCUGAGUAUCUGUCCCUUCUGGGAGACAUAGCCAUUGACUACCACAAGCAGAGCCACGGAGCAGAGCCCUGUUCCGGGGGAAGCCAGUGAUCCAGCCCCACCCAGGGGCCUCCAGAGACCCCAGAACGAUAAAAUGUGUC
Messenger RNA from Saimiri boliviensis boliviensis (Bolivian squirrel monkey), 416 nucleotides. RefSeq names its product protein S100-A7. The record is from RefSeq and is a predicted model, not a curated record. NCBI's taxonomy places the organism in Eukaryota, Metazoa, Chordata, Mammalia, Primates, Cebidae. Gene Ontology annotation, cellular component: cytoplasm; extracellular exosome. Gene Ontology annotation, molecular function: calcium-dependent protein binding; transition metal ion binding; calcium ion binding. Gene Ontology annotation, biological process: endothelial cell migration.